AUUGUUGUUGCGACCGCGACAACGCGUCGCCUGCGCCUGCGCCCCGUCAUGCCCCGUCCUUGUCAUCCCCACGCGCUAGAAAGAGACGACGACAUCACGACUGUUGUUUGCGUCGGCCCGAUCGGCAAAACUUGUCUGACGACCAAACACGAAUCAGUCAGUUGGUCUGAAGUCAGAGUUAGCGUUGGACAGAUUAUCAGUGCGAGGCGAAACGCGGUCGUGUGAAGUGCUUCUUUUGGAAAUAAUUAUUAAUGAAUAACACAGAAAUGACGGUAAUAGACCUGUUUUCAUACAACUUCAAAAUGCCGCCGGCGCCCGAGAUGAAAAUGCUCACUGAAAUGUUGGAAAUGUUCAAAAGGCUGCCAUGCAUUUGGGAUCAGGCGCACCAUUUGUAUCACUGCAGAAACGAACGGGAUAGAGCAUAUGCAAUACUUUUGCAGAAAUAUAGGACCAUAUACGUAGAUGCUACCAAAGAAAUGCUCAAGAAGAAGAUUGAUAACAUGAGGAAUGCUUACAGGCGGGAAUACAAAAAGGUUUUAGCAGCCAGAGCAAAAGGUGCUCAGCCGCAUAUCCCCGUGUUAUGGUACUACCACCUGUUCACAUUUUUGGAUGAAACUAGAGAUGACACCAGUAGCAGCUCCGUCAGCGAAAUAACAGAAGUGACAGAAGUUAAUGAAAUAAUGGAAGUAAAAAUUGAGGAGGAAGAAUAUGUCACAGAAGUUAUCGAAGACAGCGACGAAGAAAUAAAGACACCAGCACCUAAGAAAAUCAGAUUUACAUAUGAAGAGCCACUGGACACAGAAGUGACACAAUCACAGCAGGCAGCAACACCAUCAAAUCGGGAAGAAACGGCGUGUCAGCAGGAAGUCACACAAUCACAACCUGAAAUAAAAAGUACCACAGACGAAUCGGAGGCGACCAAAGAGAGCGAGACAUUCGGCCGCACUAUUGGCCUUCAGCUCAAAGAGUUGGAGCCCAUGCAGCGGUACAUCGCAGAAAAAAUAAUCUCGGACGUAAUAUUCUAUGGGAGACUGCGAAAAUUAGACCCACAAACCAGUCUCGCCAAUACAAAAUUGUGACAAAGCAAGAUAAUAAAAGUAGUUUGUAAAGUG
Ostrinia nubilalis (European corn borer) is the source of this 1112-nucleotide messenger RNA. RefSeq lists its product as uncharacterized. The record is from RefSeq and is a predicted model, not a curated record. NCBI's taxonomy places the organism in Eukaryota, Metazoa, Arthropoda, Insecta, Lepidoptera, Crambidae. Bases 252 to 1079 code for a protein of 275 amino acids. The transcript is spliced from 3 exons.